Molecule: messenger RNA, 3779 nt
Organism: Solea solea (common sole)
Lineage: Eukaryota; Metazoa; Chordata; Actinopteri; Pleuronectiformes; Soleidae
Gene: mapk7
Product: mitogen-activated protein kinase 7
Exons: 7
Coding region: 224-3514 (1096 amino acids)
Biological process (GO): protein phosphorylation; intracellular signal transduction; cell surface receptor signaling pathway
Cellular component (GO): nucleus; cytoplasm
Molecular function (GO): MAP kinase activity; ATP binding
Source: RefSeq, a predicted model, not a curated record
CACUUGUCACUCAAACGCAACAAGGAAAAGCUACGAAGAGGCGGCAGACGGACAAAAACAAGUGUUAGCAGCGACACUGUGGGAUUCAGAGCACAUUUCUAAAUGUUUGGUUUGGUUUACAUGGCCGGACAAUCUUCCGGUACCUGCGACAACCUCUACAAGAUGUCGCGUGUGAUGAAAUAACGCAGAAAGGCCUGCUUCAGUGUCCCGGAGCUUCAGAAGAAUGUCGACGAAGGAGGGUGGAGAAGGUAAAAAUGGUCCAUUUUUGGCCUUGUCACCUGAAAGAAUGGCCACAGACAAAAACAGAGACAACCAGUGUCCGUCCAGAGUCGAAGCGACAUGUGACGCCACAGACACCAGCACUGCAGCCAAAAACCUGGCUAUCCUCAAAGCUCACUCUCUGGAUGUGAAGUUUGAUGUGGGCGAAGAGUAUGAUGUCAUAGAAACCAUCGGCACUGGGGCUUACGGUGUUGUCUCCUCUGCUAGGAGACGUGACAAUGGCCAGCAGGUGGCGAUAAAAAAGAUCUCCAAUGCUUUCGAAGUGGUGACGAAUGCUAAGCGAACUUUGCGAGAACUGAAGAUUCUGAAGCACUUCAAGCAUGACAACAUCAUCGCCAUCAAAGACAUCCUGCAGCCCAACCUUCCUCACUCGGCCUUUAAGUCUGUGUACGUGGUACUGGACCUCAUGGAGAGCGACUUGCACCAGAUCAUACACUCUGCCCAGACGCUCACACCAGAACACACGCGCUACUUUCUGUACCAGCUCCUCCGUGGCCUUAAGUAUGUGCACUCUGCCAACGUCAUCCACCGUGACCUCAAACCCUCCAACCUGUUAGUGAACGAGAACUGCGAGCUGAAGAUCGGUGACUUUGGCAUGGCUCGGGGUCUCAGCUCGCACCCCGAGGAGUCUCAUUCCUUUAUGACUGAAUAUGUUGCGACGCGAUGGUACCGUGCUCCUGAACUGCUGCUGUCUCUCAAUCACUAUAGCUUGGCCAUUGACUUGUGGUCUGUGGGCUGCAUCUUUGCUGAAAUGUUGGGGCGGAAACAGCUUUUUCCUGGAAAACACUACGUCCAUCAGCUCCAGUUGAUCUUGUCUGUGUUAGGAACUCCUCCUGAGGGCUUGAUUGGUGCUAUCAGAGCUGACAGAGUGCGCUCCUACAUUCAGAGUCUUCCGUCACGCUCAGCUGUGCCUUUAGCCAAACUCUACCCACAGGCUGAAGCGGAGGCUUUGGACCUGCUCAGGGCCAUGUUGCACUUUGACCCCCGUGAACGAAUCAGUGUGACACAAGCGCUGGAACACCCGUACCUGUCCAAGUACCAUGACCCAGAUGAUGAGCCAGUCUGUGUGCCAGCUUUUGACUUUGAGUUUGAUAAUCUGUCCAUGAACAAAGAGCAAAUUAAAGAGGCAAUUCUAAUGGAGAUCCAGGACUUUCAUAGAAACAAGAAGAUCACUCAUCAGAGACUGCAGUUCAGGCCUUUGGCGCGGGGGAAUGGCAGAGCGGCAGCACAAAGUACGAACCAACGUAAAGCCCAGGACUCCCUGGCCAAAACCACACUGGUUCCCAUGGCACAACACCCCCAAGCAGCACAGUUACAACAACAGCAGCGGCAGAUGAGAGAAAUGGAAUCUCAACAAGACCACAGACCACCGAAAGGGAACUAUGCAUUUACUAAAGUACUGCAAACCUUCAAUAAGCCCCCAUCACUUCUACAGGCUACCCUGCCUCAUCAUUUGCCUCUUCUCUCCAAAAAUGAAAGUGGCCCAGUCGACGUAGACAUGCCCAGUGCCAAUUCAGACAGCGACCAGCCAGAGACCAUAGAUUUAACAACACCAGUGUCCACUCAAGAAGCACCCUCACAAACCAUAGGAAACAGUGAGGCACAGCCACAGCCCACCAGCAGGCCAGCCCCUCUUUCUCAGCACAACCACAACCAGAGCCAGUCCAGGACCCAGGUCCACACCAGUGUCCCUGCGACGCCAGCACAGAUCAUUACACCUCUACCCACUACUGUGCCUUCCCUGUCUCUGUCUGUGGCACAAGCCAAAUCACUGUCUCACUCGCUCUCACAGUCUCUGUCCAAGAAUGCCAGGCCUCCUCCAGCUCAAGGAGAAGCGACAAGAAAAGAAGGAGCCAUUUCAGAGGACACUAAAGCUGCACUCAAAGCAGCUUUAUUAAAUAAAUCCAGGGGUGAUGGAGGAGUGUCUGCACUGGGCAUGGAUCCCGCUGGUGGAGGAGGAGGAAUGCUGUCCUCCCUGUCGUCUUUUCAGGACUCUCGCCGGCCCGUCACGGCCCAAGAGCGUCAACGAGAGAGAGAGGAGAAGAGACGGAAGAGGCAGGAGCGAGCGAGAGAGAGGGAGAGGAAGAUGAAGGAGAAGGAGAGGAGGGAGGGGAAGCAGGGGGACUCGCUGGGCGGCGUCCUCCUGAGUGACAAUGACAAAAGUCUUUUGCAGAGGUGGACAAAGAUGAUGGACAGCCGCACUGAGAGGAGCGUUGACAAGGACUGCAAUGUAAAGUGGGCUGUAGCAAGUAGUGAUGGCACUCAAGCAACUCUGAAUAAUAACACUGAUAAAGACGUGAAGAAGGUUCAGCCACAUGAACAGAAACCCGUCCAGACAAGCUUGUUUCCGCCGCCCAGCGCUCCAUCACUGCUGUUCUCCAUGAGCCAGAGGAAACCAGCAGAUGCAGUUGUUACUGUAGGUGGAGGGAUCGAUGCAGCGACCAGUGACUUUGUUAAAAACAACAUGCUCAAACCUCAGAGCAACGGACAGAGUGCUUUCAGCUGUCUAGGGAACUGGAGCGGCCAACAGUUGGAGGCAAGGCAACACAUGAAGCAGCAGCAGCAGCAGCAGCAGCAGCAGCAGCCUCUGCCGUCGAGCUUCCUCCAGCCGCAGCUCCAAACUCAACCUCAUCCCCACACUCAGUCGCAGCUGCUUCCACUGGAGACUUUUUUGACCAAAGUCCCAUCAUUAACCAGCCAAGAGACAAAUGGUAAUGUAGACAUCAGAGCUCACAAUAACCUCAACAACCACCCAAUGACAAGGGCCGGGCCCCUAGAUAAGCUGUGUCCCACAGCGGCAGAGAAAUCAGGGCCACAGGCUGCAAACCCUCUUCGUGGGGCUUUAGGAGUCCCCACUCAGCUUCAGCCCAGUGUGGGUUUCACAGACACGGGACAACAGGGGUCCACCAGCACCGCUGACAUCCACACAGUAACACUACAGCUCUCAAAGUCCCAGGUGGAGGAUAUUUUACCUCCGGUGUUCUCAGUCACCCCUAAAGGCAGUGGUGCUGGAUACGGUGUGGGCUUCGACCUGGACGACCUUCUCAACCAGUCUCUCACAGACCUGCAGCACUGUGACCGAGACAGUUUUGACUCCGCCCCCCUCUCAGCCUCCCUCUUAUCUGAUUGGAGUGAGGUUCACCGCAUGACUCCCGCUGAUCUGGAGUCUCUGCAGCAGGAGCUGCAGCUGGGCUCUCCCAUGAUCCUCUCUGAUAGCAUUCCUCCCGACACCUGACUUCCCCUCUCCGGAGGUUUGAAGUUGUGUAGAAGUGCCAAAUUAAUUUAACUAGAUUUAUACGAUACUAUAAUUUAUAAUAGUUUUUUUUUUACUUUAGAUUUAUACAAGAUUUUGUUUAGGUACCGUACAGUCUUUUCUUUUUACCGUUACGACGACACGUCUGUGCACCAGACGUCGUCUUUUCCAUAUUCAAAUGAGUCUGAUGAUUUUUGAUUUCUAUGCUCAAACACACAAAAUUAAAAGGAGGAUAUGGAACUUGUGA